Molecule: messenger RNA, 1689 nt
Organism: Motacilla alba alba
Lineage: Eukaryota; Metazoa; Chordata; Aves; Passeriformes; Motacillidae
Product: trichohyalin-like
Exons: 4
Coding region: 382-1689 (435 amino acids)
Source: RefSeq, a predicted model, not a curated record
CCCCCAGCCCACCCUGGCAGUGCCCAGUUUCCCUGCAGGAACGCUGGCAGUGCCAGGCAGAGGCAGGGACAGGAGAAAAAGCCGGAACAUCUGGAGCAGAGGAAGCAGAAGGAGCAGAAUCAUCUGGACCAGAAUCAUCUGGAGCAGAAGAAGCAGAAAAAACUGGAGCAGAAGGAGCAGAAAAAGCUGGAGGAGCUGGAGCAGAAUCAUCUGGAGCAGAAUCAUCUGGAGGUGGAGCAUCUGGAGCAGAGGAAGCAGAAAAAGCUGAAACAUCUCGAGCAGAGGAAGCAGAAGAAGCAGAAUGGUCUGGAGCAGAAUCAUCUGGAGCUGGAGCAGAAGGAGCAGAGGAAGCAGAAAAAGCUGGAGCAGAAACAUCUGGAAAUGGAGCAUCUGGAGCAGAAUCAUGUGGAGCAGAGGAAGCAGAAAAAGAUGAAACAUCUGGAGCAGAAUCAUCUGGAGGUGGAGCAUCUGGAGCAGAGGAAGCAGAAAAAGCUGGAACGUCAGGAACAGAAUGAUCUGGAACAGAGGAAACAGAAAAAACUGGAGCUCCAGGAGCAGGAGCCUCUGGAGCAGAGGAAACAGAAAAAGCAGAAUCAUCUGGAGGUAGAACAUCUGGAGCAGAGGAGGCAGAAGAAGCUGGAACAUCUGGAGCAGAAUCACCUGGAAAUGGAGCAUCAGGAGCAGAGGAGGCAGAAAAAAAUGAAGGGAGAGCAUGUGGAGCACAGGAAGCAGAAGAAGCAGAAUCAUCUGGAGGUAGAACAGCUGGAGCAAAGGAGGCAGGAAAAAAUGGAGCUCCAGGAGCAGAGGAAGCAGAAAAAGCAGAAUGGUCUGGAGCAGAAUCAUCCGGAGCUGGAGCAUCUGGAAAUGGAGCAGAAGGAGCAGAGGAAGCAGAAGAAACAGAAACAUCAGGAGCAGGAGCAUCGGGAGCAGAAUCAUCUGGAAAUGGAGCAUCUGGAGGAGAGGAAGCAGAAGAAACAGAAACAUCUGGAGCAGGAGAGGCAGAGUUAUCUGGAGCAGAAUCAUCUGGAGGUGGAACAUCUUGAGCAGAGGAAGCAGAAAAAGCUGGAGCAUCUGGAGCAGAAUCAUCUGGAGGUGGAGCAUCAGGAGGAGAAGAAACAGAAGAAGCUGAAACAUCUGGAAAUGGAGCAUCUGGAGGGGAGGAAGCAGAGAAAGCUGGAGCUCCAGGAGCAGGAGCAUCUGGAGCAGAGGAAACAGAGAAAACAGAAUCAUCAGGAGCAGAGGAAGAAGAAUCAUCAGGAGCAGGAGGAGCAGAAUCAUCAGGAGCAGAAUCAUCUGGAAAUGGAGCAUCUGGAGCAGGAUCAUGUGGAGCAGAGGAAACAGAAGAAGCUGGAUAAGAGGAAGCAGAAUCAUCAGGAGCAGGAUCAUGUGGAGCAGAGGAAACAGAAGAAGCAGGAUCAUGUGGAGCAGAGGAAACAGAAGAAGCAGGAUCAUGUGGAGCAGAAUCAUCUGGAGCAGAAGAAGCAGAAGCAGCAGAAUCAUGUGGAGCAGGAUCAUCUGGAGCAGGAUCCUGUAGAGCAGAGGAAGCAGAAGAAGCUGGAUAAGAGGAAGCAGGGUCAUCAGGAGCAGGAUCCUGUGGAGCAGAGGAAGCAGAAGCAGCAGAGCUGCCUGGAGCAGCAGCAGCAGCCCCCGCAGCUGCCCCCCAGCGAACGUUUGAAUCUGGUGCUGUGA